UAGGGGCCAGUCAGGUUAGUUUGUUUGGUUUGUCCUUUUGGAAUUUGGUUUGUAACCUGUACUCUCCUCAAAAUCAGUGAAAUUUGUUCUCCCUUGCCCGUGGAUUAGCUAGCACACAUUGUGUUAGUGAACCACGUUAAAUUUGUGUUCGUUCGUGUUGGUUUGGAUUAUUGAUUGCACGCUUCUGUUCUGACAAGUGGUAUCAGAGCCUAUGGUUGCGGUUUUGGGAAUUUGGCGCUGGACUGAAGUUUUGCUUUGUGGAGUUUGGUUGGAGUUUGUUUGAUAGUAAGAAUGGCUGCUAUCAGUAUGAAGAUUGAGAAGUUUACCGGAAGAAACAGUUUCAGUUUGUGGCAGAUCAAGAUGCAAGCACUGUUGAAACAACAAGGUUUGUGGGCUCCGUUGUCUGAAAAAUCGAAGAAGGAAAGUAUAGAUGAAGAAGAGUGGAUUACUUUGGAGGAGAAAGCUCACUCUACAAUCUUGCUUUGUUUGGCUGAUGACAUCAUCACUGAGGUUGCUGCUGAGAAGACUGCUGCGGGUUUGUGGUUGAAGCUUGAAAGUCUAUACAUGACAAAGUCUUUAACCAACAAGUUGCAUAUGAAGCAACGUUUGUUCAGUUUGCGUAUGGAGGAAGGUACGUCUCUCAGGAAUCAUCUAGAUCAACUCAAUACUAUCUUGCUAGAUCUGCGGAAUAUUGAUGUUAAAAUAGAUGAUGAGGAUGCUGCCUUAAUUCUGUUAGUAUCUUUGCCACAGUCAUAUGAGAAUUUUGUGGAUUCUUUUAUUGCUGGGAAAGAUAGUUUGUCUUUGGAAGAUGUCAGAUCUGCUCUACAUACUAGAGAGGUUCGACAUAAGGCGUCCGGUUCAGGUUUGGAAAAUCAGGCAUCUGGGUUGGCUGCUACGAGUAGUAGGAGACAACAAUCUAGUAAUAGGAAGAUGAAUACAAAUUCGAAUUCUGCUGGUUUGAAGGAUGAUAUAUGUCAUUACUGUAAGGAGAAAGGACAUUGGAAAUUUGAUUGUCCUAAACUGAAGAAAUAUCAGGAGAAGAAGGAAUCAUCUGCUGCUGUGGCGGAAGAAACUAACUCUGAUUCUGAAGAUGGUUUAGCCUUAGCAGUGAAUGAACAGGUACAUCAUCAGGAUGUGUGGUAUUUAGAUACUGCAGCUGAUUAUCAUAUGUGUCCAAGCAUGGAGUGUUUUUCAACUUAUGAACAGAUAGAUGGAGGACAUGUUUCUAUGGCCAAUGGUGCUAUCUGUAAGAUUGUUGGAAGAGGCUCCGUCAGGAUGAGGACACAUGAUGGUUCUGUUCGCACCUUGAACAAUGUUAGACAUAUUCCAGAAAUGACUAAGAAUCUGAUAUCUUUGAGUCUACUCGACAACAAGGGUUUCAGCUUCAAAGGUGAAGGUGGAGUGUUGUCUGUCUACAAGGGUUCUAAGGUGAUUUUGAAAGGUGUCAAGCGGGGUGCCUUGUAUAGUCUACAAGGUUCUGUUGGUGAUAAGUGCACCAAGUUGGUUCUGAAUGGCAAGUCUCAAUAUGGAUUGGACUUGCCGAAUGGUUUGAGUUGUUGACCGCCCUUAGGGGCAUUUGGAGGCAUGGGAGAUUCUGGUACAGCUAAUUUGGAGGAUUUGGGUACAUCUGGCAACUUUGGUUGCAUCUUGUACAUUUGGUAUUAGAGAGAGAAUUCAAGUCAAGGUGGAGAUUGUUAGAAUAUGACUUGAAUUUGAUUUGGGUUUGUUUUGUGUUUUGGGCCUAUUUUGUUUGGGUUUGUGUUUGGGCUUUGUUUGACCUUUUCCUUGUAUGUUUGGGAAAAGGUGUUUGGUUUUCUGUUUGGGAUUAGGAGAAGAGUUCUAUAAAUACUCUUCAUCACCCUAGUCUGUAGUAGGGGCCACUCAGGUUAGUUUGUUUGGUUUGUCCGUUUGGAAUUUGGUUUGUAACCUGUACUCUCCUCAAAAUCAGUGAAAUUUGUUCUCCCUUGCCCGUGGAUUAGCUAGCACACAUUGUGUUAGUGAACCACGUUAAAUUUGUGUUCGUUCGUGUUGGUUUGGAUUAUUGAUUGCACGCUUCUGUUCUGACACUUUUCUUAAUGAGAAAGACGAGCAUGUCAGUUUAUUUUUCCUUUAAUACUUUGGAUGAUACUUUGGGGUUUUUGUUGGAGUAUCUGUAUGCUUUUGUUAGGAAGUAUUAGUUUGGGUAAUUAGUGGAAAUUUAUCGGAUUAUAUACUCUAUAUAAUCAGUGAAAGUUUCUCAUUAAGCAAUUAUAGAACAAUGAAUUCUCUGAAAAUAAUCUCUAUCAAAAUUAAGGUGGCGACCUAGGCUAUGGCGUGGAUGACCAAACCGCAGGUGGUAGCAAAGACCAUCGUGCCGACGACCAGGCGUAGAGAGCAGAGCAUGUAGUAGCGACCGAGGAGACCGAGUAGCCAAAGGGUAGCAGCAACGUCAGAAGAGAAGUAUGAAUGUGAGUUGACCAACCCGCUUAGGCAUGAGCAGAGGUGCGGCUACCAUAGCCAUGGGCGUGUGGAUAAUAGGAUUGGCAGGUAUGUGACAUACGUUGAGCCUUGAAAUCCUUGACAGAUCGAACCAAACCACGCAAACAAAGAAGCGGUAGCAAAACAAUAAGCAAAAAGAUGGAAAAUAACUCGAGCACCUAACCGUUGCGGAGCUAGGGAUCAAGUAUACGAUGUGACCCACGGUAGGGAUGACGGACAUAUCGAUAACGUUGAUGUCUUUAGCUACUUGAUUCCAUGAAAUAACUAGAAAGACAAAAGAUUUGAGAUUCCACCCAAAAGUCAAAACCAAAGGAAUAUUAUCAAUCGAACUUGAUGUAUCAAAGAUUUGGGAAAAAAUCCCAUAAUACACUUAUUAUUAAAAAAAAUUCCCAAAAUACAAUACUUAUAAAAUCAUUUCCCAAAAUACAGCAGUUUGGUUAUCACCGCUGCAAACAAAAACAGUGAUGGAAAUCACCUUUUUUGACCAAAACGGUGAUAGCAUCACUGUUGUCAAUGACAGUGAUUAGGGGUGUACAUGGGUCGGGUGGUCCGGGUUUAGACAUUUUAAUCACCCGACCCAUGCACUACGGUUUGGGAAAUAUUAAACACAAACCCACCCAAAAAAAUCUAAACCCUACGGUUUGUUUCUAAUUGGGUUGGGUCGGGUUGGCGAUAUUUAUAAGUAAAAACCCAACCCAACACAAAAAUAUGUAAUUAUUCUACAUCAUAAAAAUAUUUUAUAACUAAUUAAAAAUUCAAACGAAUAAAUCAAGGUGAAAGGU
Linum trigynum is the source of this 3260-nucleotide messenger RNA. Lineage: Eukaryota; Viridiplantae; Streptophyta; Magnoliopsida; Malpighiales; Linaceae. The record is from the annotation of a GenBank genome assembly.